This is a messenger RNA of Ahaetulla prasina, 2127 nucleotides long. It is a transcript of the gene KCNN3, whose product is annotated as potassium calcium-activated channel subfamily N member 3. The coding region runs from base 1 to 2127 and encodes 708 amino acids. Gene Ontology annotation, cellular component: neuronal cell body; plasma membrane; neuron projection. The record is from RefSeq and is a predicted model, not a curated record. Gene Ontology annotation, molecular function: calmodulin binding; small conductance calcium-activated potassium channel activity. NCBI's taxonomy places the organism in Eukaryota, Metazoa, Chordata, Lepidosauria, Squamata, Colubridae. Gene Ontology annotation, biological process: potassium ion transmembrane transport. The transcript is spliced from 8 exons.
AUGGAGCCCCCAGCGCCCUUCCUCGAUUCGGGAGGGGACGAACCGGCCGCGCCCGCCGCGCUCCCCAGCCUGGCACCUACCCCGGCUCCCCUUGCCCCCGUGGCACCGGUGUCAACGAUGCCACCGGCCUCCGGGGGUCCCUUGCGGGCUCCCCCGGCCGUGGCCGCCCUCCGCCCGGCUUCUCGCCACGGCAGCCAGCCUAACGUCAGCGGCGAGCCCGGUUGGGCGGCUCCGGGCCACUCGCCCAGCUCCAGCGGAGGCGGCGGCGGUGGCGGAGGAACGGCGGCGGCCAAGCACCGGCAAGCCAGCCCGUUGGCGCACCGGCGGGACAGCAACCCCUUCACCGAGAUCGCCAUGAGCUCGUGCAAGUACAGCGGCGGCGUCAUGAAGCCGCUCAGCCGGCUCAGCGCUUCCCGUCGGAACCUGCUCGACGCCACCGGUCCGGGUCCCGGGGCCGCCGGUUCAGGUCCGGAGCCUGGAGAGUCUCAACCUUUGCAACUCUUGGCGUCCGGGGCUCCCCCGCCGGAGAUCGUCAUCUCCCGGGAAGACAACCACUCCCCGGCGGGGCUCUUGCACCCCAACACGGGCGGGGGUGCCGGUCCCAAACCCCCGUCCUCCUCUUCCUCCGGCUCGGCUGCCUCCGCCGGGGCCCCCGGCCCGCCCGUCGCCCACAAGGCGCCCAAGCGCAAAACCCAGAACAUCGGCUACCGCCUGGGCCACCGGCGCGCCCUCUUCGAAAAGCGCAAGAGACUCAGCGACUACGCGCUCAUCUUCGGGAUGUUUGGCAUCGUGGUCAUGGUCAUCGAGACGGAGCUCUCCUGGGGCCUAUACUCCAAGGGUUCCAUGUUCUCUCUGGCCUUGAAGUGUCUCAUCAGCCUCUCCACCGCCAUUUUAUUGGGGCUGAUCAUUGCGUAUCACACUCGGGAAGUCCAGCUCUUCGUGAUCGACAACGGGGCCGAUGACUGGCGGAUUGCCAUGACUUACGAACGCAUCUUGUACAUCACUUUGGAAAUGUUGGUUUGCGCCGUGCAUCCCAUUCCGGGCGAAUAUAAGUUUUUUUGGACCGCCCGGCUGGCUUUCUCGUACACGCCUUCCCGUGCCGAAGCCGACGUGGACAUCAUCCUCUCCAUCCCCAUGUUCCUCCGCCUCUAUCUCAUCGCCCGGGUGAUGCUCCUUCACAGCAAACUCUUCACCGACGCCUCGUCGCGCAGCAUCGGGGCGUUGAACAAGAUCAACUUCAACACCCGUUUCGUCAUGAAAACGCUCAUGACCAUCUGCCCCGGCACGGUGCUUCUGGUCUUCAGCAUCUCCCUCUGGAUUAUCGCCGCCUGGACCGUACGGGUUUGCGAGAGCAACCUGACUUCCUUCGGUAGGUACCACGACCAACAGGAUGUGACCAGCAACUUUCUGGGUGCCAUGUGGCUGAUUUCCAUCACCUUCCUCUCUAUCGGGUAUGGCGACAUGGUCCCGCAUACCUACUGUGGGAAAGGCGUUUGUCUGCUCACGGGCAUCAUGGGAGCUGGUUGCACCGCCCUGGUGGUGGCCGUGGUCGCCCGGAAGCUAGAACUCACCAAGGCUGAGAAACACGUCCACAACUUCAUGAUGGACACACAACUCACCAAAAGGAUCAAGAACGCCGCGGCCAACGUCCUUCGGGAAACUUGGCUUAUCUACAAACACACCAAGUUGUUGAAAAAGAUUGACCACGGCAGAAUCCGGAAGCACCAGAGAAAAUUCCUCCAAGCCAUCCACCAGUUAAGGAAUGUGAAGAUGGAACAAAGGAAGCUGAACGACCAAGCCAACACGUUGGUUGAUCUUUCCAAGAUGCAAAACGUCAUGUACGACCUCAUCACGGAGCUGAACGACCGCAGCGAGGACCUGGAGAAGCAGCUGGGGGGCCUGGAGACCAAGCUGGAGCAACUGGCGGCCAACUUCAGCGCGCUGCCCCUCUUGAUCACGGACGCUUUGCGCCAACAGCAGCAGCAGCUCCUGGCCGCCCUGGUGGAGAGCCGGGGGGUGAGCUUGGGGGCCGUGGUGGGGGCCCCCCAGACCCCCCUCUCCGACAGCCCCCUGGGGGUCAGUUCCACCUCCUUCCCCACCCCGUACACCAGCUCCAGCAGCUGCUGA